CAAGCUUUGGCUCAUCCCGCCCCGAACACCGCUUGGCUCGCGGUUUGCCGCGCCAUGGUGGUCCCACCCUUGAGCCAAGCAGUUUUGUCGCUGACAUGUGCCUUCAUGGCCCUCUCCUUCGUGAGCCUGUUCAUGAUGAGCUUCGCCAAGAAAAGCACUCCGGUCACCACGAACUUUCACAAGAUCGCGCUUCUGGUCACUGGGAUCGCGGGCGUGGCAUAUCUCUGCAUGGCCUUGGGGAUCGGCAUCAAAGAGGAGGCAGAUGGCUCUCGGGUUUACUGGAUUCGCUAUGUGGAUUGGACCCUCACCACGCCCUUGAUGCUCAUCGAGCUGGGCAUUCUGGCGAACGCCCACCGUGCACAGACCUGGACCUUGAUUGCCAUUGACGAGUUCAUGUUGGCCUUUGGGAUUAUGUCCUCCCUUUCUGUCCAAGGAAAAUGGCCCCUCUUUAUGGCCGGGCUGCUGUGCUUCUCGGUGGUGGGCACCAAGCUUUUUACCUCCCUUCAGAAGCAGGCCAAUGCGCUAGGAGGUGAAGCACAGAUUCUAUUCAACUUCGUGGCCAAUCGAACCGCGGAGAUCUGGUGCAUGUACCCCGUGAUGUUCGCGUUGUGCGAAUGCACCAAGACCUUUCCGGAAGAGAUCGAGAUCGCGGGCUAUGCCAUCGCCGAUGUCUUCGCCAAGUGUGGGAUCCCCAUGAUGGCGUGGGUCUCCAGCAUGUCCAGCGCGAAGCUCUCCUUAGUCUCUGAGCAGGCCGAGGCUUUGCCUGACACGCCUGAAGGGCCUGAGACUGCUUGAAAGGGAUGCCGUUUUCGACAGGAAGGGCUGGAGAGUCGACAGGAGUGGGAGAAGUAGCCUAUGCACUCUUGGGAAGGAGCCCUCUUGCAUCCUCUUACGAACGCCAAUGAUAGGUCGCCAUGGAAUUCACCUUGGUGACAGAUGGUUUGCACGAGCCUGGCUCCUGUGGCACUCGAGUUUCUUUCGCCGGUUGGGGCGCUUGAAGUGCCUUAAACACCCUUGGGUGGCUUGUUGCAACCCCAACCAUCGAUAGGAUCAGACCUUUGGAUCCUGAUGACUUGGCCAUGCUGUCCCAUUCCGCGGCUCGCGCAAUGGGCCGUGUGCCCCACCGCAAGGAGAAGCCACCAGUUUAGGUGAAGUCUGUGGUGACCCAGCCCUUUCUGUCCCGCAAUUUGGAAACUCUGGCAGCUGAAAUCGCUGUCGAGUCAGCAUCCAUGCCCGUGGAUCUCGUGACCCGAAUUGGAUGUUUGCGUGGCAUGCUGAAGUGCCAAGAGCAACACGCCAAAGAACCCCCCCUUGGCACAGCUACAAGACUCCAGCAAGAGG
Molecule: messenger RNA, 1341 nt
Organism: Durusdinium trenchii
Lineage: Eukaryota; Dinophyceae; Suessiales; Symbiodiniaceae
Source: the annotation of a GenBank genome assembly